AGCAGUAAAAUUAUAAGAAAAAAUGCCACAAAACCUGAAACAAUAUGUGCACAGAUAUAAAGCACCCCCAAGAGGGAAAUAUGCCGCAUAAUUUUGCUUGCACGCCCAACGCUUGUUGCUCAACAGAGAUUAGUGAAACGCAUGUGAUUUUAUAAAAGUAGUCUAUCAGCUCCACCUGUAACAGUGAGCUGAAUAGCUGUGGGAGCAACACUGGUGGAAACAUGGCGACAGGCUGCGCUUGGUUCCUGGUGCUGGGCUCCGUGUUUCUCUGCAAUCUCAUGAAAAUACUCCUGCCUAGCAUUUCAUCUUUCCUGACAAAGAUGGUGCAGAAAGAUGCCGAGCAGGAGAGUGAGAUGAGGACUGAAAUCCAGCAGAUGAAGAAGGAGCAGUCCUCCAUAAGCAUGAUGGAUGAGUUUGCAAGAUAUGCCAGGCUGGAGCGUAAAAUUAACAAAACUACAGAUAAGCUUAAGACACAUGUGCAGUCGAGAACCGCUCAACAAGCCAAAAUGAAAUGGGUUGUGAACAUCGUCUUUUACAUUCUGCAGGCUGCUCUGAUGGUCUCACUGAUAUGGAAGUAUUACUCUGAUCCAGUGACUGUGGUCCCCAGUAAAUGGAUCGCUCCUGUGGAGCGACUAGUGGCUUUCCCAACAGGAGUGGCAGGUGGCGUGGGAAUCACUUGCUGGCUGGUGGUUUGCAACAAAGUAAUCACACUGGGCCUCAGUACCAUCAGUUAGAGAACUCGGCUGUCUGCACAUCUUCUUGGAAAUGAAUUUGGUGUUUAACAUGAAGAUAAGGCUGCUCUCCAACUGCAGUAUUAAUUUAUUAUUAUUGUAACAUUGUGUUUUCUAUUUUUGUUGAAUGAAUGUUUUGAUUUCUUACCAACUGGAUAGAAUUGUGACAUUUUCUUUUUUUUCCUUUUUUUUUUAAAUAAACUAUCAAAAACAAAUUUUGAAUUUUCCAAGUUGGGAAACAUCCAGCAAAAACAACUCUGAUAGUUUUUGUUUAGUUCCAAAAAUAUUGGUCUGAACAGCUUUUUCUUUUCUUUUUUUUUUUAAGUCAAAACAUAAGAAAUUCGAUUUGUUAUUUUUUAAAACCUUUGAAAACAAAGCUUUCAUCACUGCUGUGAGAUUUUAUCUGACAAAACUGACUGUAAGAUGCUGUGGUUCGUUUGAAGAUUCUUAAUCUCACUACAAAAGAUUUCUCUUGCGUAUUGAGAAGUCAUUGUGUCUGCUCUGCUAUAACGUAUGUCACUAUGCAAGUUCUGACUGACUGGGUUGAGCUGUGCAUUCAUUUUUAUUUGACGUGGUUGCAUUCAGAGUUGUUUCUAAAACAUUGGCCAAUUAAAUUUUAUCUUCUGUUUCCUUCUCUUAUAGCUGCUGUAAAGUUUCUAAAGCCUUGGCUUCUUUGUCGUUCGGCUAGGUGUUCUAGACUCUCAUCUCGGUUUUCUUCCCAAUAGUUUUUCUCAAUAUCUUCUUUGAAAAAUACCUGAAAAAACAGAUUUAUGUCAGCUUGAUAAAAUAUUUUUACUACCCAUUUUACAACUAGCACAAUGCUUACCUCUUGGUGAUCGUCUUCUAAUACAGUGUUUUCAGAAAUGUUUCUUUUUGGACUUUCAGCAAGCAACACUCUUGCAGAUGAUGGUUAUAAUGCUGAAAUGAUAAACAGAUAACAGGGCAUGGAUGAUCACAGGAACUUUAAAUAGGCAUGAUGGAUUUAUAAAAUAUCCAAUUUCCUUGAUAACAUGAAGCAUAAAUCAACAAAUUAGAGCAAACUGCAUGCAACAUACCUGCAGAUACAAAACUUGAUGUUUAAUUACUCAAGACUCUGGUGUUCAAGACUCCUUAUGUGCCAAAACAUCUCUCUUCGAUAGAUCUGAUGAUGUUUGGACAAAUCUAUCCGUCUGCACCAUCUUAUUCUCUUUAGCUACAAUUAUAAGUUCAUGCAGCUGAAGUCACAAGCAGCUAGAAAGCAUAACUAACCUUUGUCAAAGUAGCUUAUUUGUGCACUUUACCUUUUUUGCUGUGUCCUUUAACCAUUCUGUGGUAGUAAAUAUUAUGUUUCUGCACUUCUUUUUCUCUGAGCUAUUUCAGAAAAAAAUAAAUAAAUCAAAAGUUGUGUAUUAUACAUAGCUAUGGAGGCAAGAGUGACAUCUCAGCACACAGUAUCAUUUCAGUAGUCAUUUCAGUAAUUCAAUUUAAAAAGUAAAAUUCGUAUACAAAGAAAAGUAUGUUUUGAGUUUUUGUUUCUGGUAAUGUUAACAAAACUCCCAAGUUUUCAAAGUCAGUGACAGUUUGGGGAGCCACUUCAUCUGUUUAUGUUGGUGCACUAUUGUCUAGUCCAAAGUCAGAGCAGCAAUCUACCAGGAAAUUGUAGAGCACUUCAUGCUUCUUUGUGCUGACAAGCUUUAAAGAGAUGCUGGUUUCAAUUUCCAACAGCACCCUGUACCCUCUCAUACUGCAAAAGGUACCAAUAAUUACUAAUAGUCAUGUUAUCAUUGUGAUUGAUUUGUCAGCAAACUCGCCUGAAUUAAACCUGAUAGAGAAACCUA
This is a messenger RNA of Xiphophorus hellerii (green swordtail), 2548 nucleotides long. It is a transcript of the gene get1, whose product is annotated as guided entry of tail-anchored proteins factor 1. Gene Ontology annotation, cellular component: GET complex. The transcript has 5 exons. The record is from RefSeq and is a predicted model, not a curated record. Bases 222 to 734 code for a protein of 170 amino acids. Lineage: Eukaryota; Metazoa; Chordata; Actinopteri; Cyprinodontiformes; Poeciliidae. Gene Ontology annotation, biological process: tail-anchored membrane protein insertion into ER membrane. Gene Ontology annotation, molecular function: protein-membrane adaptor activity.